This is a messenger RNA of Triticum aestivum (bread wheat), 1595 nucleotides long. RefSeq lists its product as uncharacterized. The record is from RefSeq and is a predicted model, not a curated record. The transcript has a single exon. Lineage: Eukaryota; Viridiplantae; Streptophyta; Magnoliopsida; Poales; Poaceae. Bases 64 to 1203 code for a protein of 379 amino acids. Gene Ontology annotation, biological process: regulation of DNA-templated transcription. Gene Ontology annotation, molecular function: double-stranded DNA binding.
CCCUACAGCUACAACAUCCCAAACGCCUAGCGGUCAAUCAGCCGCCGCCGCCGCCGCGACGCGAUGCUCCAUCUCCGGAAGCUCUUCCUCUCCGCAUCUCAUGUCCGCACACCCUCCCUCUCGCCCCUUUCCCCGCUCCACCGCCUCCUCGCCGCCACCGCACCCGCAUCCCCAGAGCCGUUCGCCGUCGAGGACUACCUCGUCACCACCUGCGGCCUCUCCCGGCCCAAGGCGCGCAAGGCGUCCAAGAAGCUCGCCCACCUCAAGUCCCCCUCCAAGAUCGACGCCGUCCUCGCCUUCCUCGCCGCGCUCGGCAUCUCCCCCUCAGGCACCGCCGCCAUCGUCGCCGCCGACCCGCAGUUCCUCUGCGCCGAUGUGGAGCUGAACCUGGCCAAGCGCGUCGCCGAGCUCACGGUCCUCGGCCUCAAGCGCUCCCAGAUCGCGCGUCUCAUCCCGCUCGCCCGCGCCACCUUCCGCAGCUCCUCCCUCGGCCCCAACCUCGCCUUCUGGCUCCCGGUCUUCGGCUCCUUCGAGAAGCUCCUCGGGGCCAUCAAGGUGAACGGCGGCAUCCUCGGAGCGGACCUCGAGAAGGUCGCCAAGCCCAACCUGGCCAUCCUCCAGCAAUGCGGGAUAAGUGUCCAAGAAUUUUCAGAUACAUACCUUACCCGGGUGCUCACUCGGCUCCCCGAGUACGUCCAGAGUGCCGUGCUAUACAUCGAUAAGCUUGGCGUGCCCCGGGAUUCCCCAAUGUUUCGCUAUGCGAUCAUGGCGUUCGCGUUUCAGAGCCAGGAGAAAAUUGACAGGAAAAUGGGGAUCCUUGAAAUGCUUGGUUGGUCACAGGAUGAUGUGUUGACUGCUGUGAGGAAGAUGCCGUGUAUCCUCACUAUGUCCGAGGAAAGGAUGCAGACAGCUGUGAAUUUCUUGACAAGGGAUGUUGGGCUGGAGAUACCCUAUAUAGCUCAAAGGCCAGUUCUGGUCAUGUAUAGCUAUGAGCGCCGGUUGCUGCCACGGCAUUCCUUGCUAAAUAUUCUCAACUCGAAGGAUUUGCUUUAUCCUGAGCUUGACUUCUAUUCUAUUGUUGCACUAACUGAGAAGAAGUUUCUGGACAAGUAUGUGCAUCCUUAUGAGAAGAGUAUUCCAGGCCUUGCUGCAACUUAUGCAUCUUACUGUGCUGAGAAGGUGCCGAAUGAAGUUUCUACCUGAAAAGACAAGAUGGAAAAAGAGACUCUGUGCAUGCUUGGUCUGGGAGCAUGUUGCUGGAUUGUCGUGUUGGAAUAACAUUUUAAGGUUUGUCACCCCCUUGACCCAUGUUUCGAAUGUUCAUCAGUUUGCUAUGGGUGAUACUGUGUAACACCGCCUAGUUAACGAAUAGCAGAGCAACAAAUGUGAUCAGCAUCUAGAUAGACAUGGAUUGUGGAGUGCCAUUUCCAGUGAACAUGGUUGAUUUAUAUGCAGUUAAUUUGGCCUUAGGUUUACACAGCUAAUGGAUAAAUUUUGAGAUAGACUCGACUUCAAUGCUUCUGGACCUGAUGUCAUAUUAGAUGUGGAACUGGUCUGCGGUGAUGUGUUUAUUUAACCAUAUUCUUAUUGUUGUC